UCUACUCUGAUUUCAGUAGCUGUAUUAUGCAAAGCUAGCUCCCUGAGAUUAGCCACGUCAUGUAAACUUAGCAGUGAAGCAGUAGAGCUAAAAAUACAGUGAAGGGUCGCUGUUUUGAGGGGUAGUGAUUCGUAUUCAGAGAUAAGUUCUUGUUUUAGGGGUAUAAGUGGUCGGUAAUCCUAUGGAAAGAUGUCAGACAUUGGGGACUGGUUCAGAAGCAUCCCUUUCAUCACCCGAAGCUGGUUUGCUGCCUCGAUUGCUGUUCCCUUAAUUGGGAAACUAGGACUGAUUAAUAUCAGACACCUUGUGUUGGCUCCGGAACUUAUCUUUAGCAGAUUUCAUCUCUGGAGACCAAUUACAUCCACCCUGUAUUUUCCUAUAACCCCUAAUACGGGCUUUCUCUACCUGGUCAAUCUUUAUUUCCUCUACCACUACUCCACACGACUAGAGACAGGGGCGUUUGAUGGCAGACCCGCAGACUAUGUCUUCAUGCUACUUUUCAACUGGAUCUGCAUUGUUAUAACUGGGCUCCUGAUGAACAUGCAGCUGCUGAUGAUCCCGUUGAUAAUGUCAGUAUUGUACGUCUGGGCUCAGUUUAACAAAGAAACGGUCGUGUCCUUCUGGUUUGGAACACGAUUCAAGGCACAUUAUCUACCUUGGGUUAUCUUGGCCUUCAACUUCAUCAUUGGAGGCUCCUUUGUGAAUGAACUGACAGGGAACCUAGUGGGGCACCUCUACUUUUUCCUCAUGUUCAAAUAUCCCAUGGACCUGGGAGGACGCGCUUUCCUCACCACACCAGAGUUCUUGUAUCGGUUCUUCCCUAACAGGAGGGGGGGGGUGUCGGGCUUUGGAGCUCCUCCCAGCAGGAGACCGGCUCAGGAGCAGGCAGGAGGUGGUGGAGGAGGACGCCAUAACUGGGGCCAGGGGUUUCGUCUGGGCGAUGAAUGAGUGGCUACGACCACCUCCUUAGCACCCAAUAACAAAUGGCCAUGCAGUUGAUGCAUGAAGUUAAAGUUCUUGCUGCAGCUUCUCCUAUCUGAAGGGAAAAAAACAUGAGCUCUGUUCAUAUAAAAGUAUAGUGAUGUUUAGUAUUCGGGGAUAUAAAACAGGAAGGAAUUUGAAGCAUGGAUUUUAACCAAAACAUCACGCAGCUGGACUCAGACUCUGGGUACAGGCUCACUUCACCCAAUAAAGUCAACUCUACUACUACUACUACUACAUAUGAAGCAGACUGACUAAAUAUGAAUAAAUCAGCUAUUUUUUUAUUUCAGUUAUAAAUCUUGAGCCCUUCCUCCCACAUUGGCUUUGUUUUUUUUCCAUUCUCUCCUCUCCUCCGCCCUUUCUCCUAACCCUGACUGUCGAGGCAGCUGCACACCAGCACCCUGUUGAUUUUGAUUUGUGUGUUCCUUUCCUUUUAGUCUCCAUCCCAUCUCUCUGUGUCAUGCCAUAUCAGAUUACAUUGUAAUUACUGACACACUGGGAGUGAGCUUUCAGCCUUAUCUUUAAAGAACAUAGGUUUCCAGGUCUUAAUUUACAUGGGUGUACAUUUUUUAAGCCUUUGUGGCACAGAUCUGAUGUUUUUCUGCUAUUGUAAGAUCUGAUCUUAACUAAAAUGAAGAGAAGAUUGGAUUUUGCUCAUUUUUUGUAAAUAUAGCAGUUUAUUAAAAGGA
Messenger RNA from Betta splendens (Siamese fighting fish), 1670 nucleotides. It is a transcript of the gene derl1, whose product is annotated as derlin 1. Gene Ontology annotation, molecular function: misfolded protein binding; ubiquitin-specific protease binding. Lineage: Eukaryota; Metazoa; Chordata; Actinopteri; Anabantiformes; Osphronemidae. The transcript has 8 exons. Gene Ontology annotation, biological process: endoplasmic reticulum unfolded protein response. Bases 190 to 948 code for a protein of 252 amino acids. Gene Ontology annotation, cellular component: Hrd1p ubiquitin ligase ERAD-L complex; endoplasmic reticulum membrane. The record is from RefSeq and is a predicted model, not a curated record.